ACGUGAUGAUUCGAUGGACUUCGCGGUCUCGUUAAUCUCAGCGAUACCAUUGUGCUACGGUCCUGCCAUUCUCGUCGCUGUCCUGGAUGCUCACGGCCAUGGCUAUAAUCUCCACAGUCACAUCUGGAAAGGCCCACCGCAUACUGCAGCCCGCCCGAGCGAGAGAAUGCAAGCUGCAAGCUGCGAAGCGUAAUACGAGGGCUCGGGAGCGUGCAGAUGGUGGAUCAGGACUCAUGGCGAAGCUGCGCUGUUCCAAUCACCCGCGCGCCGUGCCUGGUCAACCCGUCGUCGAACCUCAUCCUAUUGAGCGCCCCCCAUUUGCGGCUCUCUUGUGCUCUGGUGAGGAACCCGAACCUCCAGUCGGCUUGCGAGUGGAGGCAUGCUUGGCCGGAUGUGACCUCGACUGCUGUUCUUAGAUAUCCACAUCACACCAUGGCAUGAUUGCGGGGUGUACUUUCGAGCGAAGAGCAACUACAUCUACGGGCUUGCCAUGGGUUACUCCUGGCUUAUACAUCCCAUAGUAUAUUCCCUGGAUUCCAACCUUCUGCAUCAUGCAAACAUGGGCUUCUCCGCUUCUGUGUAAGCCACGAGUAGUGCGGCCGGCGUUGUCUAACGGUCGGUCCGCGCGCCUCGUAUUGAAGUGUGAACCCCGUCCGGUUGAUUACGUUUCGUCAUCGAGGACGACUUCGCAAGCGGGUGACAAACUGUUCUCGACGCGACGAAGACGAACAUCACCUACAACGCACGUCAUGCAGGUACACGAAAUACCUUCACACCACCACGUUCGACCUUGCAUUACUGCGACGAAAAUGGCAACCCUCCAUAGCUUUCCCCUCUUUCGAAGGGUCUCCGUCUCCACCGCAGAACGAAAUAUCACUCGUUGACGGUUG
Baudoinia panamericana UAMH 10762 is the source of this 890-nucleotide messenger RNA. RefSeq lists its product as uncharacterized. The record is from RefSeq and is a predicted model, not a curated record. The coding region runs from base 99 to 416 and encodes 105 amino acids. NCBI's taxonomy places the organism in Eukaryota, Fungi, Ascomycota, Dothideomycetes, Mycosphaerellales, Teratosphaeriaceae. The transcript has a single exon.